Messenger RNA from Tripterygium wilfordii, 1335 nucleotides. Its product is annotated as E3 ubiquitin-protein ligase At3g02290-like. Gene Ontology annotation, molecular function: ubiquitin-protein transferase activity. Lineage: Eukaryota; Viridiplantae; Streptophyta; Magnoliopsida; Celastrales; Celastraceae. The record is from RefSeq and is a predicted model, not a curated record. The transcript is spliced from 6 exons. The coding region runs from base 428 to 1111 and encodes 227 amino acids.
GACAAGACUGGGGCGGGGUGACUUCUAUUCCGCUUCUGCAUCGCUUUUCUCGCCGAUUUUCCAAACACCCGGAUUUCGAGCUUCUCUUUAGGUUCUUGCUCCACCUUUCUCUCCACCUGCUUAUAUUAUAUCAAUCAAUUCCAUCGUUUACCUCUCUCUUUCUUUCUCCUUCUCCACUUUUUCUCAGCUCUCUCCAGGUGAGAGAAAAAUAUCCGCAGGAAAUAAAAGAGGGAUGGUACUAGUUCGUGGACUUGGACUUCUGCGAGCCUAGCUACCUCUCUCGUUCUAUAUUGUCAUAAUCCUUUACUGCUUCAAGAGAAAUAUUUUUCUGGAUGCAUAUGAUCAAAGAAGUUGAGAGUUGCUGGUGAGAUUAAAAGACUUGCUGUGGGUAGACUUUUAAUUGAAAGAAAGAGAUUGAAGCAUCGUCAUGGGUGCUGUUUGUUGCUGUUUGCAUUUUGAGGAUCUUGAGGAGUACAUGGAUCCAAACAGUUCAGUCUACAGGAACAGUAUGUGUCACAGAUGUUUUGUUCAAAACUUUCUAAGCCUGUACACCUCAUUCUUUCGAAGAGGGGAAGUGCAUUCUCUCCCUUCUUCCCUUCAGGGGCCUGCAUCUAUGACUUCUAGUGCAUCACUGGACAACUCCCUCUCUGACAUGUACCGCUCUCCUCCUAGGCCCUUGCCUUAUGAUGCCGACCCCAGAUAUUUCCAGUUGCAGCGUGAUGGUUUGGUUUCUAGACGGGAAAAGGGUACAAGUCAUUCACACGAGGAAUCGGAGCCUUUAAGAAGUGAUAAUGAUGUGGAUUCAGAAUCGUUCAGUGCAGGAGACAAAUGGAAUGAUUCUACUUGUGAAGAAGGAUCCAAGGAACAGCGUUCUAGAUCCUCACUGAAGCUGUCAUCAGCAAAAGCAACAGUUGGAAUUGGGUAUAUUUAUUCAACAUCAGAAGAUGAGGAUGUUUGUCCAACUUGUCUUGAAGAAUAUACUCCAGAGAAUCCUAAAAUAACGACAAAAUGCUCUCACCACUUCCACCUUGGUUGUAUUUAUGAGUGGAUGGAGAGAAGCGACAGUUGCCCUGUCUGUGGAAAGGUGAUGGUAUUCGAUGAAACGCCUUGAGCUUCCUUGAAGGUUUUUGCGGUGGAUGAAACCAACAACAAGAGAAGAGAAAGAAAUUGAAGACGAGAUGUAUAGAGUUCUUUGUGAAUAUUGACGGUUAUAGCAUUUUGCCAUCCAUGGUAAAUAUGAAAUUGUUAUGACUUAUGAAUGACAAUACGGCGAAUACAUUAUCUUCAAAAUGUCAUUUUUCUUGCUUCAGCUAUGAAAAUCUGGCUAUAGUUCCA